This is a messenger RNA of Penicillium taxi, 549 nucleotides long. Its product is annotated as GNAT family N-acetyltransferase. Bases 1 to 549 code for a protein of 182 amino acids. Lineage: Eukaryota; Fungi; Ascomycota; Eurotiomycetes; Eurotiales; Aspergillaceae. Gene Ontology annotation, molecular function: acyltransferase activity, transferring groups other than amino-acyl groups. The record is from RefSeq and is a predicted model, not a curated record. The transcript has a single exon.
AUGUCCUUUUCUACACCUGCAGCACUAGUUGCCCCAAGAACAUGGACUCGCAAGGACAGUGAAUUCUUCAUCUCCAAUGACCCCGCAUACAUCUCCGUAAAGGAAGUGAACCAUGCUUUCGGAAUGGACUUCAUAUAUUGGGCUAAACCCCUCCCAGAAGAUGUUCUUCGCCAAAUACUUGCAGGCUCUAUGAGCUUUGGAGUCUACAAACGACUUCCACCUUCAGAGUCUGGCAAAGAAAGAACCGAGCAGGUUGGUCUCGCGCGAAUGAUAACAGACAGUACUACUUUUGGUUAUCUAUCAGAUACAUAUGUUCUUCCUGAGUAUCAAGGUCAUGGACUUGGAAAGUGGCUUUUCAAUUGCGUCACGGAGGUCUUCUCGGCUGAGAACAUGCCCUAUCUACGGAGAAUUAUGCUGUUGACUAGUGAGAAAAAAACACAAGAAUUUUAUACCAAUGCAUUUGGAGUGAAGGUUGUUGGGCAUGAGGAGCGGCCGGAUAUGGGGAAAGACUUGGUCUUUAUGUGUGCGAGACCAGGUGCUGAAUUAUGA